GCCGCCGCAGCCGCUCCUCCGUCGUAACUCCGCCGCCCGCUGCGCCUCGUUGUUCUCGUCCCGCUUGCGGCGGCCGCGCGCCACUCGCUGACCAUGUCUGCGACGGACGCGGAGCCGGCGGAGGGCGGCCAGCGGUGGGUGCCCACGCACGUGCAGGUGACGGUGCUGCGGGCCAGGGGACUGCGGGCCAAGGGCAAGCACGGCACGAGCGACGCCUACACCGUGAUCCAGGUGGGCAAGGAGCGCUUCAGCACGGCCGUGGUGGAGAAGAGCACGUCUCCCGAGUGGCGCGAGGAGUGCCUCUUCGAGCUCGUGCCCGGCGCCCUGGAGGAGGCGGCGGCGGCGGGGCGCGGCGCGUGUCCGCCGGGCAGCGGCGAGCUGCUGCUCACGGUGAUGCACCGCGCGCUCCUCGGACCCGACGUGUUCCUGGGUCAGGCGCUCAUCCCUCUGGACAAACUCUUCCAGAAGAGGCUGUAUCCCAAAAACGAGUGGUACAAGCUGCACUCCAAGUCAGGGAAGCGGGAGAAGGAGCGGGGGGAGCUGCAGGUGACCAUCCAGUUCACCCGUAACAACCUGACCGCCAGCAUGUACGACCUCUCCGUGAAGGACAAGCCGCGCUCCACCCUGGGUAAGCUGAAGGACCGCGUCAAGGGCAAGAAGCGGGGGGACGCGGAGUCGACCUCGGCCAUUGUGCCCAGGGGCUACGCGGCCCUGUCCGGCUCAGGGCGCUUCUGCGACGAGGGGGGAGGGGACGAGGACGUGGAUGACGAGGAGGGAGGAGUGGCCAGGAGGAGCAAGGUGAAGAGCUUCUUCCUGAAAGGGAAGCUUCGCAAGACUUUGGACACGCGGUCCAGCACGUCGCUGGCCUCAGACGGCAGCGUGCCGUCCUCGCCGGGCGGCAGCCUGAGCCCCACGGCGGGCAUCAGCAUGGUGGUGUCGGACCUCUCCAACUCCCCCAGCAACAGCAGCAACCUGACCGCCGACAGCAGCCCCGUUCCCACAACCCAGCCGUCCCCCGUGCUGAUGACCCACAAGCGAGCCUUCAGCGAUGAGGCCAGCAAAGUGACGACCUUCCUGCCCUGGCCUCGCGCCAUCGAGAACCUGAAGGCCCAGAGCAGGGCGCUCUCUCGCUCCUCCCUCUGCAUCAACGGCAUCCAUGUGUACGGCGGCGAGCCCGCGGUCCCUCGGAGCGUGAGCGUCCUGCAGACUCGCCUGGGGCUUCUGGACAAAUGUUCGCCCCUGUCCCGCUCGCUGCAGAACCUGACACGCCGCGGCGAGGACCACGCCAGAGCCGUAGGAGGCGGCCGACGCUGGUCCUUCGACAGGUCCGGCAAGGAGGAGAAGGCUCCCUUGUCGCCCUGUCCGGGCCGGGUGGAGGUUAGCCCGGAGGAGCGCCCCCUGGUGCCCCCCGUGGCUCCUGCGGCCAAGCCCGAGCCGGCAGACGAGGUAAAGAAGCCCAGGAAGAACUUGUUCUCCCAGGGUAGGAGCGAGUCCGCUGGGAAGGGUGCGGGCGCUGCGAGGGGCCAGCACGGCCAGGGUCCAGCCUGUGCCGAGGAGAGACACAGGGGCUGGUUUGGAGCCAAGGACCCCCAAAACAAACCAAGCCCGGAAGUGUCUCCUAAGGUACAAACCAGCUCAGAUGCGUCCUCUCACCUCUCACCUCACCCACCUGAUCACUUUUUCUCCUCUCCUAGUCCUGCUUCUGCUCCCAGUGUGGAUGCCCCUGGCAGCCCAUGUCACACUAACCCAUUCACCCCAGCAGCAGCCACCCCACCCAUGUCUCCUUCCAACCCUUUCUUUACCCGUCUGCAGUGCAACCCUUUCUUUGAGGAGCUCAUAGCUGACCAGACUCUAAAGUUUGCCCCCUGCCAUUCUAGUUCUCCCCCUUGGCAUUCUAUAGCAUCUCCGUCCUGCCCCAGCACUGCCAGUCCCUUCCUCAAGAACACAUUGAAAGAAGGCGUCGUCUCCAACAUGGAGCGCCCCGUUGGCAUUGUCAGACAGAACUCCCUCCCUGAACAACUACCAAUGGCUCCAGGCUCCGCCAUGAUCAGAUCCUCCAGCAUAUUGUCCACACGCUCCAUGUCUGAGAACUAUGCAGAGUGGGAUGACUCAUUUGAAGCAUUUGCAGCAAGCCGGCUGAAAUUGCCAAAAGAACCUGUAUCUGGACAAUUGUCCGGAGUGUCCUCUGGAAACAGGACAAACGCUACCCCUCAAGAUAGGCCGACAGGGCAAAUUGUGGAGGAGACAGCUGUGGAAGUUGUGCAAAGUGGGAAUGCGCCACCUCUGCCUCCACGUAGGCCUUCAAGAGUGCCAGUCAAAGAUCUACAGCAAGACAGUUGGCUUGACUGGGCUCAGGAGCUGGCAGUAAAGAAAGAGGCAUGCCUGUUGUCCCAGACAGAUGCAGCCUCGUUACAGCACCAGAGGGAGCAGGAUCCCAAGAGAACAGGGACCCAUCUCUUUCAGAGAUCAUCCUCGGAGACUGAGCCUAUCAGUACGAGGGAUGGAAACAGCUGGGGAUCUGGCUGUAGUCCAUCUUUUCCAUCUUUAUUCCAGAAGCAGACCACAGAGACCCCCAUUGCACAGUGCAACUGUAGCCCACAGCCAACCAGUAAUGAAGCUAGCAGUGGAGACAGGAGCUCAUCAGAAACAAGAUGCUACUCUGCUAUGUCGACAAGCAGUGAAGAUGCGACUACUAUCAGUACUGCCAAUGACAACGCCGUCAACGAGGUACAACCUCUCAAGAAUGUUGUUGAUAAUAGUACUGUGACUUCGAGAGAAGAUGCGGCCGAGAUCAAACCUUCGGUUUUUGACCUUCCUUCCAUUUUACCUGAAACAAACACUAAUGCACUGGACAGUUUGCUUGCUGAAGCUCCUAAGGCCAGGCUAGAUCCCACGCGAUGUAUCCAGACUCACAAAAUAUUUGAAGCUACCUUUGGAGAGUUAAAUUGGACUGAUAAUGUGUCUGUCAACACCUCUAAAAUUGCUGUAAUCAAACCAGCUGCCAACUUGAGUAUCAAUUCAGUUUAUCCUGCCAACCAAGACUCUGGUGAAAAUUUUGACGGUUUAGAACUCUCAAGUACAACUUUUACAAAGCGGCCAUGUGCAGCAAUUACUGGAAAAGUAGAAGUUAAUAAUAACCUUGACAUAAGUAAUUUAGCUUCUAACGACAUGCUUUCCAAAAGAUCUUCAUCCUCUUUUGCUGAUCCUGUUGAAUCUGCUGAAUUCAGUUUAAUGUCUAAUAAUUCUAGAAAUGCUGCUAAAACUUCUCUCGAGUCAGGUCCACCUGUUUCUACCACAGCCUUGGAGCUCAAGGAUUACUCUUCACUUUUCCAGUUGUUGCCAUCAAGACACCAGGACAAAAACUUUGUGUCCAAUACCACUGAUGAGCACCAGCUAGUAAGGGUGUCUGAAGAGCAACAGAUCUUUGCAAGGAGGCCCAGUUUCACUUUCAGUACACAAGUGAGUUCAGAAAACAAUCUUCAACGAUCCACCUUCACAUCCGACGAUCCGUCCAGCAGGAAGAAUAUGAAAGACUCAGCUUCGCUACAUAUACACCCCGAUAAUAUAGAGAAAGGACAGUCAUACGUGAUACAAUCGUGUGGAAAUGAUUUGAAAGAGACUAUUACCUUAACAUCUCACAGUUUAGAUGUGAACCAGCUCAGUCCUCUGAGGUCAGAUUUAUGUGGACUCGGCCUUUAUGCUGCUGAUGGGAAUGCGUUCUCUGCCUUAGAAUUGGGUGCACAACCUCCAUGGCCUUCAGAAGGGAAAAAUGGAAAUUCCUUGGUGCCUUCUGAGGCUGACGCUAACGGUUCCCCAACAGGCCUUUCCCCCUGUAUAAUAACACCUUCAAGGGACGGGACCCAGGUUUUGAGGGCACCCUUCAGGGAAUGUGCGCGGAAGGAACAAGAACAGAUCCACCCACCAUCCUCACCCCCUCAGCUUUCCGAUGAAGUCUUACCAGAGGGUCAUCAUGUAGACAAAAGUCUCGUGGUGGAAUUUGAGGAUGUAUUUCAAGGGAAACCAUUGUAUGACAAAGGGGCACCUUCUUGUGGUCUAAUCCUUUGUUCAGGCAUGGAUCAAGCUCAGCUUUACAAGAAUUGUCAUUCCUCCGAAUGUGCUGAUAAGCCUUUGGGUAAGGAAGGUAAAGAAGAGACGGACAGCUGGACAAAGGAGCUCGGCGAGGCCCUUGGAGAGAUCCACUUUCAGUCUCAAGGACUUGCAGAACAACAGAUGGAAGCCAAGUCUCCCACACAGUCCAUUUGCAGCAACCCCUUAACUGUCACCGCAGACAUAAAAAUUAGCCUUAACAGUGCACUGCUGAAAUACGAUCAGCAGGAAUGUGCAUCACUGGGGCCUUCCCUCUCCGAGAGCAUGAAGGAGAUAAGCUUUAAGGACAUCCACGUCAGCUUGGCCCCAGACUGCAGAAGCCACCGCCAAACUGACCAAACAUCUGAGCUCCAUCUGUCCUCUCGGGCUUCCUCUGCCUCCUCUCCUGCAGCUGACACUAAUUCCCAGUCUGCCCUUUCCCCUUCUCCCAACCUGCCCCUCUUGAGCGUGAGGCCAUCAGCAGGGACCACCCAAGCCGCCGCCCCCUCCUCCACUGUUCAGCCGUUGAUUGGCGCCACGCACAUGGUUUUGCCCGAGGAGACACAGCUGGCCUCCAGCUUCCUGUCCCAUCAUGAGAGCAGCCCACAUCCAGUGAAGCCACUGACUACCGCAGCCAUCCAGGGUGAGAAGAAGGCGGAGGGCCGCUCCGUCUUAGCAAGUGGCUUGGAAAAGCUGAAGUCCACCAUUCACCCUGGCAGAACUUCUGUUCAGAGUGAGUCUGAGGGGAGCAAGACCGACAGCUCGGCCCAGUACCAGCACUUGUCCCGCGGGGAGCUCGUCGCCCUGCUGCAGCAGAAGGAGGCCGAGCUGGAGAAGCAGAAGGGGGAGUUUGAGAAGCGGGCUCUGCUGCUCGAGAAGCGGGAGGUGGAGCUCAAGAAGUUGAAGAUGCAGGUUCGAGACCUUGAGGACUACAUCGACCGGCUGCUGGUGCGCAUUAUGGAGCAGACGCCCACGCUGCUGCAGGUGCGCUCCAGGUUCAAGUGAGACCUGCGACAGCGUGUGGGACAGCGGGGGGGGGGAGGUUCACAGCCCAACCUGCACCCCCCAAAAUCACAGGUACAACGACUCAACUCCAUGUUUCUUCAAGGCUCUACUGCCACUUCAUAUAGAUCAAGUGCGGAAAAGGCAGGUUUGCAUGCUGUGCUGCCCGGCGAGGGGAGGUGCCCUAUUAUCAAAGGAUUCGGCUUGAGCGCACGGACGGCUCUGGUUCCACCGGAGUGGCUUGGACUUCAGGAAGAGGGUGCGCUUGGACCUAAAGCCCUGGACGAGUAAGAUGCAUAGAGUGUUUGGUGCUGCUGGAGUUGGACUCCUGAAGAACGAGGACCGUAGUUUGAGUCUUCACAAUUCACGCCGAAGGAGUGAGAACGUCUGUGUGGAUUCAUCUUCGCGCUUCAUCGACUUGCUCUUUCUUCCACAGUAUGGUGUUUUUCAGCUUCUGAUCUUCUCGCCACUGUACAAUUGGACUAUAUUAAAGACUGGAGAAGUUCGGUAGCUGUGGUGGCGUGUGGACGGUGAGCACAAGGGCAGAAUGUGCCACGACUGGACUGUAUGUUAGAAGGUCCAUGUGCAGGACUGUAACUCUGUAUCUCCUAGUGAGGAUAAGCCAUCGCUGCUCUUGCAGAUACGAGCUUGGACGUCCCGCUUUAUUUGUCGCAAAGAGUGCCGAUAAUUUGCAUCUGCUUGUCUCCACUCUCCUUCCUCCUCUCCGGAGAACUCUCAGUUCCUCAAUUCCCACCACAAUUUGCCGAGGGAUGCAGAGAUGCGGAGAUGCUGAGCGCCACCGCUUUAUGGGGCCCUAGUUUGCUGGUUUUUUUUUCCAUCCUUACAUAAGUCCAGCCACGUUUUCAUAACAAAAUUAAAAAUAGAAGCCAUCAUUCUUAAUAUAACGACAAAGUUGCAAAGUGAUACCUGUGAAAAUGGCAACGGUUCAGUAAAGACAAAAUGAGCUUCAGUUCUUCAGUCAUGUUGUUCAUCUUUACCUUUUUUCCAAGCUUAGUGGUUAUUUAUUCCUUGUCUGUGUCUCCCAGUUGUCUGUUCUGACCUGUUUUUUUUUUUUUUUUUUUAUAUAUAUUUUUAUACAGUAUUAUUGCUGUGAUUUAGCACUGUGACAUGUUGGCGUCUUUCCAUCCCGACUGCAAAGUGUCAAAGCGAAUGUGAUUUACCUCUUGCUGUCAUGUAUUAUAUAUAUUUCAUAAUAAUGUCAGUUCCGUGUUCCUCAUCUGCAUACAAGACCACUAACCUCUGUAACGUUGUUUUUCGCUCUACGCAUCUCAAAUUAUUCGGUCAGUUUGUUUUUUUGGCCUAAAGAAUGUACGUGUAGCAGUGCACAAGAGGGCAAGUUUACAAUUGUUCAUAUACUUGUCACCUUCUUUUUAUAUUUAAUAACGGCAACUUGUUUGCUGUACGUCAGCGUAUCACCUUUCGCUUUCCCGACGCUGUAUGAAAACGCGCACCUAGCAAAUCAAGUAUGGAAAUAAAGCGUUGUUUUAGUCACGGCUGCCGUGAACGCAGUUCUCCGCGUUUCGGACACUGCGGAACGCGUUCGUUUUCGCCGUUUGGCACACGAUCACGUGGAGGAGAAGCCUUACGGCACUUGGACGUGGAAGACAAAAGGUCCCUGUGUCUGCGCUCCUGCUGUGGGCUCAACGCUCUCCUGCUUCCUGUGUGUUCGAACCCGAGCUCGACGUGUCAGUAUUCAGACUAUAAGCGCUGGAUAAGUUCGUCGUUUUCCCUUCGCUGACAUUUACCGGUGUAAAGGUGCAAGAUUCUGAGUCAUGGGUCUUAACUGGGGGGAAUUGUGUCAGUUAUUAAAAUUGUAAUAAAUGUGUGGCUCAUCUGCCCACGACCGGACAUAUUAUUGUGCUCAUUUUUACUGACCGAUUUAUGCGACGCUCGUUUUUAUGAGCAGCGCUGGGUCAAAACGAUAUACAGGCAGGAAGAGUGGAGUGAAAAAUUGCAAAUACUUUUAUAUGUACAGAACAAGGGCAGAAGGUCAAGAGGUUACAGUAUUUCAUAGGCGUGAUCACGUCGCGCUGCCUAAUAGGUUCCAGAAGGGCGACCGUACGCUCCAUAAUGCAUCAUGUCGGUCGUUGUGCACAUCAAAUGAUAAUGUUUCAAGUGGGAAAAAUUAAACACUUUGGUGAUCACUGUAUUUGUGGGGGGAAUAACAGUAAAAUGCAUCCAUCUCCUUGCCAAGUAUAUAAGAGUGAUCGGAGUUCGUCAAAACAGAAUUUGACUCGUGGUUUAACAAGAAAACAGAGGGGGACCUUAUUAUUUUUUACACGGAUGUUUAUGAAUU
Messenger RNA from Scleropages formosus (Asian bonytongue), 7405 nucleotides. RefSeq lists its product as uncharacterized. The record is from RefSeq and is a predicted model, not a curated record. Gene Ontology annotation, cellular component: mitochondrion; recycling endosome; phagocytic vesicle. Bases 94 to 5091 code for a protein of 1665 amino acids. Gene Ontology annotation, molecular function: small GTPase binding. Lineage: Eukaryota; Metazoa; Chordata; Actinopteri; Osteoglossiformes; Osteoglossidae. The transcript is spliced from 6 exons. Gene Ontology annotation, biological process: regulated exocytosis.